Odontomachus brunneus is the source of this 1957-nucleotide messenger RNA. RefSeq names its product phosphoribosyl pyrophosphate synthase-associated protein 2. Bases 426 to 1496 code for a protein of 356 amino acids. NCBI's taxonomy places the organism in Eukaryota, Metazoa, Arthropoda, Insecta, Hymenoptera, Formicidae. Gene Ontology annotation, biological process: 5-phosphoribose 1-diphosphate biosynthetic process; purine nucleotide biosynthetic process. Gene Ontology annotation, cellular component: cytoplasm; ribose phosphate diphosphokinase complex. Gene Ontology annotation, molecular function: ribose phosphate diphosphokinase activity; magnesium ion binding. The record is from RefSeq and is a predicted model, not a curated record. The transcript has 6 exons.
ACAGACCUAUAUUCUGUUCUUUUCAGCUUCACCGCUGAACUAGCGCAAUAAGUUAGAGUGAGAAAAGAUAUACUUGUCUCACUUUAACUUAUUGCACCAGUUCAGCAGUGCAGCUGAAAAGAACAGACCAUUAUUGUCGUUCGUCAUCAGGUGUGUGGAAAUUUGUAUUAUCAACACCGGGCAGUGGAAGAAGCAGUUUGAGGAUACCGAACGUCGUUUAUCAAGUGAACUCGGUUGAAAUCAAAUUUGUCGAUUAUCGUUUUGUGAGUAGAGUAGAUAAGUUAAAACAACGAGUGAGGAAGUCACUCAACAAAUAGUUUAAUCGACUUGACAAGCACGGUAUAAUCACUUCACGACAGGAAGGUUUUGCUUUUUUUUUUAUGAAGGAUAUUAACAUUCACACGAAUUCAGAAUAAACAAGACCAAUGGAUAAGCCAGUCUCAUCUGACAUAGUUAUCAUCGCAGGCAAUUCUCACCCAGAACUUGCUAACCUCAUCGCAAAUCGUCUUGGUGUAAAACAUGGUGGUUGUGCCGUCUAUCACAAGUCAAAUCGUGAGACAAUGGUAGAAAUAGGAGAUUCCGUGCGUGGCAAAGACCUGUAUAUAAUCCAAACUGGCACAAAGGAUGUGAAUAAUAACAUAAUGGAACUUCUCAUAAUGGCCUAUGCCUGUAAAACAUCGUCAGCUAAAAACAUCGUCGGAGUGAUUCCAUACUUACCUUACUCCAAGCAAUGCAAGAUGCGCAAACGCGGUUGCAUAGUAUCCAAGCUUUUAGCGAAGAUGUUAUGCAAAAGCGGUCUAACGCAUAUAAUCACUAUGGAUCUACAUCAGAAAGAAAUUCAAGGAUUCUUCGAUGUUCCCGUAGACAAUCUGAGAGCUAGCCCGUUUCUCUUGCAGUAUAUUCAAGAAUCCAUUCCUGACUAUCAUAAUUCUGUGAUCGUUGCAAGAAACCCGGGUAGCGCAAAGAAAGCAACUAGCUAUGCCGAGAGAUUGCGUUUGGGAAUUGCAGUGAUUCAUGGAGAACAGAGGGAGGCUGAAUCGGACAUGAACGACGGUCGCUACUCACCGCCCGCGUUAGCAUUAGCUUCACGUACUAUGGAAGUCGGUGUGGGUGUGCCAAUGCAUCCGGCCAAGGAGAAACCACCUAUAAAUGUCGUUGGGGAUGUCGGAGGACGUAUCGCUAUUAUGGUGGAUGACAUGAUAGAUGAUGUACAAUCGUAUGUAGCGGCUGCCGAAGUACUUAAGGAGAGAGGAGCUUGUAAAAUAUAUGUCUUGGCUACACACGGUUUGCUUAGCUCAGAUGCUCCUAGACUUAUCGAAGAGUCGCCGAUCGACGAGGUGGUUGUAACCAAUACAGUUCCUCAUGACGUGCAGAAAAUGCAGUGCCCGAAAAUCAAGACUGUCGAUAUCAGUAUUCUCUUAGCGGAGGCAAUCCGGCGUAUACACAACAAAGAGUCGAUGUCCUAUCUAUUUAAGAAUGUAACGUUGGAGGAUUAGGAGGUAGAAAAUUGCAUGAGAGAUCAUGGUUUAAUCAUAAAUAAACAAAAGUUGAAAGUUAAACAGGAUUCAAUGCUGGGGACCAUGUCCAAAGUACAUAUCCGUCUCUUGAUUCUCUAUACUAUUUUUAUAUUUCCCUGACUGUGUUUUUGACACGUGACAAAAGAAUGUACACACUAGUCCAUUGCGUUUGUGAAUGGUAAUCAAUGAUGAUAAUUGGCCAUACGUCCCUCUAUCAUUUUUUUUCUUACAUAUACGGAUAGAGAAAAAUCGCGCGUGAACACGUACGCAAAGUGUAGUCCCUGCAUACAAUAAGCAUUGUAAAGUCUUAGAAUUCACGUGUAUUUUGCGCUUACCAGUCUAUCUAGUGCUAGUUUUACCGAUUCUAUGAUUUUAAGAGAAGCUUUCUUGUAUUUUAUUUAAAUCAUAAGAUGUAAUAAAUAUAUAUUUCAACAUACAUA